AGUUGCAGGCAUCCUUAAUACGCCUUCCUUAACACGCCCUUCUUUGGGGAGUCCUGAAACUUGGCGCUGGGGAAGGAAGUUUUCAAAGUCACAGCAGCAGCUUUGGAGAAGAGGAGCAAGGGGAGUAUGUUUGGGAACUUCCAUUCUGUGUCUGUUUUUGUGUUGUGUGGGUUAGUGGAUUUUUAGUACAAAGAAAACUCAAACUCAGCUGACCUGAAAGACUGGAAUUUCAGCUCUCCUUCUGGGAUGAUUUUCCUCCUCCUUCCUCUGAAAGCUCUUUAAACCAGAUUACCAGGUCAGUGACUUCUCCCGCCUGCCACUUCCAAAGGUCUCUAGCUUUUUGGCUUGGACAGGAAACCCACUACCUAAUUAGAAAAGCACUUGGGAAGCACAUUAAUCUUGCCGGCGUUGUCAGGAGUGAUCAGCGAGUUUUAUUAAAAGCCUGGGAUUGCCUGAAAGGCCUCCUUGUCUGAGUAUGAAUGGAAAGGGCAUGGUGAGAUCUCCAGGACAGCCGUUGGGACCCCUGGCCUCGCCCCCUGGACUACGAGCUGACACUCCCCGAGGAAGCACAGCAGCCGUGCUUUGCUGAAGGGAUUUCAGAUUUCACCUGUGGACAUCGAGCUGCGGACAGAGCGAGCUGCCCUGGCAGCAUGACCUCUCUAGGCUGCUCUGGGCCCAAGGUCCCACUGCUCCUGCUCCUGCUGUGCAUCGACCCUGCCAGCCUCACCUUCAUCAGCACCAACCUUGGCCUGAGGGUGAUGAAAGGCAGUUUUGCCUUCCUGUCCGAAGACCACCUGAAGUUUGCCAUCCCCAAAGAGAAGGAUGCCUGCAGGGUGGAAGUGGUGAUGAAUGAGCCCAUAACCCAGAGGGUGGGGAAGCUCACUCCGCAGGUCUUUGACUGCCAUUUCCUUCCCAAUGAAGUUAAGUAUGUUCACAAUGGUUGCCCAAUUCUCGAAGAAGACAGCGUGAAGCUUAGACUUUACAGAUUUACUGAAACAGACACAUUCAUGGAGACCUUUCUCCUGAGGGUCUAUCUCCUGGAACCAGAUUGUAACAUCAUCCGUCUCAGCAGCAAUGUGCUGGAGGUGACUGAAUUCUAUGGGCUGUCCCAAGUCAUUGAUAAGAACCUGCUCCGAUUUGAUUAUGAUAGAACAGCCAGCCUAGAGUGUAUCAUCAGACUGGACCCAGUGAAAACUCAGUUGCCAGCUCAUGGCCAACUGGUCGUGGUAGAAUCUCAGCCAGAAGGACCUCGUGGAGAUCAGCCACAUAGCUUUUUUCCUGAAUCUCAUCUGGGAGUACAACCCAAGUGUCCCCAUGGAAACUGUGCCCUGGGACUGAAGAAAGUAGGAAGUCUCAAAGUAAGCUGUGAACAGUUCCUGUUGAUGGGGCUCCGCUACCAACACAUGCGUCCCCCUUCGCCCAACAUUGAUUAUAUCCCCAUCCAACUGGACCUCAUGGAUAGCAGGAGUAAAAUCAUAUACAAGUCAGAGAGUGCGUGGUUGCCUGUCUCUAUCAGAGCUGGCAUUCCCAACCAGAUCCCGAGGGCUGCUUUCAUGGCCAUGUUUAUUCUGGAAGUGGAUCAGUUCAUCCUGACCUCCCUGACUACCUCAGUUGUGGACUGUGAGGAGGACGAGACCCCCAAGCCCUUGCUGGUGUUCAACAUCACUAAAGCCCCGCUCCAGGGCUACAUGACUCACCUGCUGGAUCACACCAGACCCAUCUCCUCAUUCACCUGGAAGGACCUCAGUGACAUGCAGAUUGCCUAUCAGCCACCAAACAGCAGCCAUUCAGAGAGGAGACAUUACAAGAUGGAGCUGGAGGUGUAUGAUUUCCUCUUUGAGAGGAGUGCUCCCAUCACAGUCCACAUAUCCAUCAGAACAGCAGACACGAACGCACCCCGGGUGUCCUGGAAUACAGGUCUGAAUCUCCUGGAAGGGCAGUCUCGGGCCAUCACUUGGGAACAGUUUCAGAUCGUUGACAAUGAUGAUAUUGGUGCUGUGCAGCUGGUCAUUGUUGGUGGCCUGCAGCAUGGACGACUUACAGUAAGAGAGGGGAAAGGGUUUCUCUUCACCGUGGCUGACAUUCAGGCUGGAGUUGUUCGCUAUCAUCAUGAUGACAGUGACUCCACCAGAGACUCUGUGCUCUUCAGGAUAUUUGAUGGCCAGCACAGCACCCGUCACAAGUUUCCUAUCAACAUCUUGCCUAAAGAUGAUAGCCCCCCAUUCCUCAUAACCAAUGUUGUGAUUGAGCUGGAAGAGGGGCAGACUAUCUUGAUUCGGGGGUCCAUGCUGAGAGCCUCAGACAUGGACUCCAGUGAUGACUACAUCUUCUUUAAUAUCACAAAGUCCCCACAGGCUGGGGAGAUCAUGAAGAAGCCAGGGCCAGGACUGAUAGGCUAUCCUGUCCCUGGCUUCCUUCAGAGAGACUUGUUUAAUGGCAUCAUUUACUAUCGUCACUUUGGUGGAGAAAUCUUUGAAGAUUCUUUUGAAUUUGUUCUGUGGGACAGCCACGAACCCCCAAAUCUCUCAGUGCCACAGGUGGCGACGAUCCACAUCACUCCAGUGGGCGACCAGCCUCCAAAAGAAGCUCCUGGAGUUUCUCGGCAUUUGGUUGUCAAGGAAACAGAAGUGGCUUACAUAACUAAGAAGCACCUACAUUUCCUUGAUACCGAAUCAUGCGAAGGGGAACUGCUCUACACAGUAACAAGUCCUCCGUUUUUCUCCUUCAGCCACAGACACUUGGAUGCUGGGAAGUUAUUCAUGGUGGACAGCAUAUCAAAGCUAGCCAAAAAUCCUACAGCCUUGGGGCUGAUGUCAUUUACUCAGCAUGCCGUGAACCAUAUGAAAGUGGCCUACAUGCCGCCCAUGCAAGAUAUAGGUCCCAGUCCCCAACAUGUGCAGUUCACACUUUCUGUCAGCAACCAACAUGGAGGCGCUUUGCAGGGAAUCUGCUUCAAUGUUACAAUUCUCCCAGUGGACAAUCAAGUUCCUGAGGUACUCACCAACACUCUGAGAGUGGCCGAGGGAGGUCAAUGCAUCAUCAGCACCGAGCAUAUUCUGGUUUCUGACAAGGAUACCCCACUGGACAGUGUCUGUCUUUCUCUGCAAAGGCUGCCUUUGCAUGGCAGGAUAGAGCUGAAUGGAUUUCAUCUAAACACAGGAGGCACAUUCUCUUGGGGAGAACUUCGAACCUUAAAAGUUAGGUAUCAACAUGAUGGAUCUGAGGGUCUUCAAGAUGGCAUAUACUUGGAGGUCACAGAUGGCACAAAUUCGGUAGAAUUUGUUCUACAUAUCGAGAUAUUCCCCAUAAAUGAUGAGCCACCCAUCCUAAAGGCUGACCUCAUUCCCAUGAUGCACUGCUCCGAGGGUGGCGAGGUGAUCAUCACCCCCCAAUACAUUUUUGCUACUGAUUUGGACAGUGAUGAUUUGAAACUGAUGUUUCUGAUUGUUCGAGAACCUCUGCAUGGAGUGGUGAGAAAGGCAGGAAUCAUCGUGGACAGGUUCUCUCAGGAAGAUGUUACCUCAGGGGCUGUGGCUUACAAACACACAGGUGGUGAGAUUGGUCAGGUGCCUUGUUUUGACAGCAUUAAAUUGGUGGUUUCGGAUGGUGAAGCUGGGCCUUCGGUAAAUGGCUGUUGCUACAAUGGACCUGAUACAUAUGCUCCUCUUCAUGAGUCCUUCCCAGUAUAUGAGCUCAACAUCACAGUCCAUCCAGUCGACAAUCAACCACCUUCAAUUGCAAUAGGUACGGUGUUCAUGGUGGAUGAGGGCUUCUCGGCUGCCCUUACUACUAACCAUUUGUCUGCUACCGACCCUGACACCGCCACAGAUGACUUGGAAUUCAUUUUGGUUUCUCCUCCCCAGUUUGGCUACCUUGAAAACACACUACCUUCUGCAGGUUUUGAGAAAAGCAAUGUGGGCAUAAGCAUAGCUUCGUUUCAGUGGAAAGAUAUGAAUGCUUUACAUAUUAACUACGUGCAGUCCAGGCACCAGAGGAUGGAGCCAACUGCCGACCAGUUCGUAGUGUAUGCCACAGAUGGGAAGCAACGUUCCUUGGAUACACCAUUUUAUGUUGUGAUCAACCCCACAAAUGAUGAAGUUCCUGACUUUGUAGUACAGAAUAUUACCGUGUGUGAGGGUCAGAUGGCAGAGCUGGAUUCCUCUAUUAUCAUUGCUGCUGACAGGGAUGUUCCCAAGGACCCCUUGGUCUUCAGCAUCACUCACAAACCCCAUCACGGCAUCCUCAUCAACACAGCGAUCUGCAAAGACUCUCCUCAGAGCAAACAGCUAGCUCGUCCUGACCAGAAACAUGAAGUUCACAACUUCUCCAUGGAACUUCUCAAGACUGGAAUGAAGUUGGUUUAUGUUCACGAUGACUCGGAGAGUCCUGCUGAUGUCUUUGUAAUCCAGUUGUCAGAUGGAAAACAUAAAAUACUCAAAACGAUUUCAGUAAAUAUCACCCCAGUUAAUGAUGAGAAACCAAGACUAAGGAAGAAGGCUGAAAUCUCAAUGAAUAUGGGUGAUACGCGUAUUCUGUCUAGUGCUGUUCUUUCAGCCACAGAUAAAGACACAACCAGGGAGAAGAUUUAUUACUUAUUUGAAAGACUUCCCCAAAAUGGGCAGCUUCAGCUUAAGGUAGGGAGGGACUGGGUCCCUCUCUCCACUGGCAUGAAGUGCACCCAAGAGGACGUGGAUCUAAACUUGCUGAGAUACACGCACCUGGGCACGAUGGAUUCCCAGGAUCGAGACAGCUUCACCUUCUACCUCUGGGAUGGUGACAACAGAUCACCAGCAUUUGACUGUCACAUCAUCAUCGAAGACAUGGGAAAAGGAGAGAUUGUCAUUCAUGCAAAACCACUUGUGGUAUCCAAAGGCAACAGAGGUGUCUUGACAACUACCACUCUUCUGGCUGUGGAUGGGACAGACAAACCCGAGGAACUGCUCUACAUUAUCACCACUCCACCUCAGUAUGGCCAGGUGGAGUAUGUCCGCUACCCUGGAGUGCCCAUUACCAGCUUCAGCCAGAUGGACAUAGCAGGACAGACAGUCUGCUACAUGCACAGGAGCAAGGCAGCAGUCCCCAGUGACCGCUUCAGAUUUACCAUCAGCAAUGGGCUACAGACCCAGCACGGGGUGUUUGAGAUCACACUGGAGACUGUGGACAGAGCCUUGCCUGUGGUGACCAGGAACAAAGGACUGAGGCUGGCCCAAGGAGCUGUGGGCCUGCUUUCCUCUGACCUCCUUCAGCUGACUGACCCUGACACACCUGCAGAGAAUCUGACCUUCUUUCUGACCCAGCUCCCAAGCCAUGGGCACCUCUGCCUUCGAGGGAAACUACUUCAACACAGUUUCACCCAGCAUGAUGUGGACAGCAGGGGCGUGACUUAUCAGCACUCAGGAGGCCGAUCCCAGGUCGACUGCUUUACUUUUGUGGCCACAGACAGGACAAACCAAGGCUUUGUUGUAGAUGGAAAAGUGUGGGAAGAGCCUGUGCGGUUCACCAUCCAGGUAGACCAGUUGGACAAAACAGUGCCCCAGAUCACACACCUGCGUUCCCCUUCUCAAGUGGGGCUUCUGAAAAAUGGUUGCUAUGGCAUUUAUAUCACUUCCCAAGUGCUGAAGGCUUCAGACCCUGACACGGAGGAUGACCAGAUCAUCUUUAAAAUUUUACGAGGCCCACUGCAUGGACAUCUACAGAAUACAACAACAGGUGAACGUAUCCAUGAUAAAUUUUGUCAGAAGGACUUAAACAGUAAGACCAUUCUUUACAUCAUAAGCCCGUCUUUGCAAGUAAAUUCUGAUAUCUUGGAAUUUCAGAUCAUGGACCCCACAGGGAAUGCUGCCACUCCUCAAAUUUUGGAACUGAGGUGGUCUCAUAUCGAAUGGUCCCAGACUGAAUAUGAGGUCUGUGAAAAUGUGGGCUUAUUACCCUUGGAAGUUACCAGAAGGGGAUAUUCCAUGGACUCAGCCUUCGUGGGUGUAGAGGUCAACCAAGUGUCAGCUACAGUUGGAAAAGAUUUCACUGUAACUCCAUCGAAACUGAUUCAGUUUGAUCCAGGAAUGUCAACUAAGAUGUGGAAUAUAGCAAUUACCUAUGACGGAUUAGAGGAAGACGAUGAGGUCUUUGAAGUAAUUCUGAACUCCCCUGUGAAUGCGGUUCUUGGCACAAAGACAAAAGCCGCAGUGAAAAUUUUGGACUCAAAAGGAGGACAGUGCCAUCCUUCAAAUUCCUUCAACCAAAGCAAGCACAGCACCUGGGAGAAGGGCUCUUGGCAUCCACUGCCCUCAGGGUCAUCCUCACCCACCACUGCUGGCUCUCCUCAUCUGGAAAGAAGGCCCCCUCCAUCUUCCAGGCAGCUGGUCAUCACCAAAGGAGACACCCUGUGGGGCAUUGAUUCUACAGAGCUCUCUCAAAGGAGGCUUAGGACCCAUGGGAACGGCAAAGCAGUUCAUCCAUUCUCUGUUUUUAGAAAUGGAACAGACAUCAUCUAUAAUUAUCACGGGAUGGUCUCCUUGAAACUAGAGGGUGAUAGUUUCUCGGCUCACAAAAGGAAGGCCAAAAUGCCCAUCAUCAGCCAGCCACAUGAGACAAUCAGGGAGGCAGAACUGCCUCAAGCAGAUAAGGUGGAAUCCACAGCCAACUCACACUUUCCCAGACAGGGUCAGCGACCCCUGUUUCCAAAGAACUGCUCUGUGGAAUUAAAGGGACUCUUUCAUUUUGAAGAAAGCAUCCAUAAAUUAUAUCAAUGUGAUGGAAUUGCCUGGAAAGCCUGGAGCCCCCAGACCAAGGGGCUGGGGGACAAGUCCUGCCCAUCCGGAUGGCACCUUCACUUGGGCUACUGUCACACCUUGAUCACACGGGAGAAAGGCACCUGGGCCACAGCCACUCGAGCUUGCAGGGAACAGCACCAGGGCAACCUUGUAACGGUGUUCUCCAGGCAGCAUAUGCGGUGGCUGUGGGAAAUGGGUGGAAGAAAGCCCUUCUGGAUAGGUUUAAAGAACCAAGUGCACUCUGGCCACUGGGAGUGGAUUGGGGGUGAACCUGUCUCAUUCACCAACUGGAAGAAAGGGGCCCCCCAACGUUCAAAGCCUGGAAAGAACUGUGUUUUGGUUCAAAAACGAGGAAAAUGGCAACUAAAAAACUGUAACAAGGGCAAAGCUCACAAUUUUGUGUGCUCAAGGAAACUCUAAAUGUAACCUGAGACUUCUCACGUAUUUAUUUACAAGAUUUAUGAAUGUUGCUCAGUAGAAAACACAUUGUUGUGACGACCUGGGAACACAUUUGUGAUUCUAUCAGGUAAAAGUGGGAUCUAGAUUAGUAGUUCCAGGAAGAUUGGUAGGUGAAUAAUCCUUACAAAGUGAGAUAUAAUUUCUGUAUCUCAAUACUUUCCUAAAUAAAUGCCUGCAGCAUUGUAAGGUCUAAGAUUUGUUAUUCCCGAAGAAUCAUACUCUUUCUCAGGCCAACUCUCAGGCAGUACCAGUUUCCAUGGUCCUUGGAUUUUUUUGUGUGUUGUUCCUGUUACCUCUAAUGAGUCAGUUCAGAAAUAAUAGUAUUGCAGGUGCUCCUACCACUGAGUUUAAGUGAAGUUAACUCCACUGAUGAACCAAGGUUGAAUGCCGACAGUUGGUUUAUACCUUUGCACGCCUUUAAAUGUGAAAUCUAAAAUUGGAGGCUGUGGGUAGACAGGAGAGCUCUCUCUAGAUGAAAGAAUCCUGUAGAUAGACUGCAUAGGUCUAGUUCAGGUGAGAGUCCAGGGACCCACCUGUCCUUGACAGACUACAACUCAUGAAGCAUAACUUAUGUUCCAACAUGAAUGUGGCAUUGCUGUGCUAAUAACUGGGUUCCCCUCCCUUCCAGUGUCAUAUGAGGUCUGAACUAGCGAUAUCUUCAUCUACAUUUGCUCUACUGACUAGUGUUUUUCAUAGGCAUUUGGGGUAAUGGAAAAUAAAUCCUGCUUUCUCGGCAGCAUCCCCAUAAACUACACUGAAUAAAGAAAAAUAAUACUGAAAACAGAAUCCCUGAAAACCCUCAGUCUCAAAACGGAUUUUGAUAUGACUUUGAGCCUUUAAGUCUUUAAAAUUUGCAGAAACACUAUGCUAGCUAGAUUCUGUAAUGGAAAGGUAUCUUAGUAAUUUUAUAAGCUCAGUUGCAUAACACAUUUUCAUAGCAAUGAAGCAUGCUGUAUCUCUCUCAACAAUCCCUUCUGGAAUCAAGGUUUAAUUAUAGGAAAUUAGUACUUCAUUUUUUAAAAGCUUAUUAAAAAUUUUCCUCUUCUCAUAAGCACCAAAAAAUACAGUUGUGCCAAAUGUAGCUUGUUAUAUGAGCACCAAUGUAACUUUAGAAUUAAAAUGAGGUUUUCAAGUAGACUAGAACUUUGGGGCAGACUUUAAAAAAAUAAUAAUACCUUGAGUGUUAUAGACACUAAAAGUGACUUAAGAAAGUUUUUUCAGUUUCUGAAUAUAAAACAUGACAGGCUUGCUUCAUUUCUGCUCGUUUAUCAAAGUUUUGGUUAAUAGAAAAUUUUACCUAGAGCAGUUAGGAUAAGACUCAGACAUUCUGUCUCUUAUUUAAAUCUUAGUGUAAUCCACAGUCAGGCACUCUUGCUUCACAGGUCUGGGGUAGGUUAUAGACAGUACAAUGCAUGGGCCUGUGAAAUAUAAGCAUCCUUCAGUAUUUAGACAAAACAUGCCAAACCCUUCCUCCACUCUGGCUCCAGCCAAGUUCCGCAUAAUCCACUGGUUUCUGUGCUGUGCAUGGGUGAGUGGGCUUCAGAGUAAAGGAAAGAAAGUGAAGUCCUAGAAGGAAAGUACAAGUUCAGAAAGUCAGGCAUUUACCCUAAAACUGUAUAACCUGCUUAUUGCUGAAAAUAUAGACCUAUACCAACCGUGCACAACUAGGUUGGCAUGGUAGAUUCAUUACAUUUUUCUGCAAUAAAAAUGGCAUAACUGUAAUUACAGUGUUUGGCAUAAUGGUUCCAUUUUUAUAACAAUUAGACUAUUUCAAAAUAUUCCUGAUCGUGAAUGCAUUAAUCAAAUUGAAAAAUCAGGUCUAGGUAAUUGAAAGAACAUACAAAUUCAGGCAGUCUUGAUGCUGGGCAUGACAUGACUGUCACAGUUGGGUAGGAAGGGUUGGGGGUGAGGGCAGCUAGGAAGAAGAGCAUCAGGAGGUAAGGCCUUACAGUCCCCCAACUUCUCCUCCAACUUGAAUACCUACUCAGGAAUUCCUCCGUAUGCAAGCACAUGCAUGCAGCUCCAUUGUGUAUGACUUUGCAGAAGCUUCUGAAUUUUAGUCUUCAAAAAACACAUAAUAUAUGCUUAUUAAAGAUAAAUCUUUAAGUCUAGUGUGGUAAUCAUUUCCUUUUCUUCCCAGGAGUGGUAAAAACAAACUGGGUAACAUUUAUUCAUAUUUCUAGUUUUUCUAGUUUUUGUUUAUUUUUAAUACAGCCAAAAUAUGCACAUAUUUGAUGAAUUCUGUGAUUCUAUGUAAUUUCAACCACCAGCUGGUGCUAAUUUCUGCAACAAAGUGGCAUCCUAAAUGUACUGUAUCUAGCAUUGUGUCAAAAUUAAUAAAAUAAACAUUUCUAGUUUUCAGA
Molecule: messenger RNA, 9592 nt
Organism: Nannospalax galili (Upper Galilee mountains blind mole rat)
Lineage: Eukaryota; Metazoa; Chordata; Mammalia; Rodentia; Spalacidae
Gene: Frem1
Product: FRAS1 related extracellular matrix 1
Exons: 37
Coding region: 651-7190 (2179 amino acids)
Biological process (GO): cell communication
Cellular component (GO): membrane
Source: RefSeq, a predicted model, not a curated record